Messenger RNA from Candoia aspera, 708 nucleotides. RefSeq names its product DnaJ heat shock protein family (Hsp40) member C24 (gene DNAJC24). Gene Ontology annotation, biological process: positive regulation of ATP-dependent activity. Bases 164 to 601 code for a protein of 145 amino acids. The record is from RefSeq and is a predicted model, not a curated record. Gene Ontology annotation, molecular function: ferrous iron binding; ATPase activator activity. NCBI's taxonomy places the organism in Eukaryota, Metazoa, Chordata, Lepidosauria, Squamata, Candoiidae. The transcript has 5 exons.
UUCUGCCUUUUGACCGUCUUUUUGCUGCAGGCGCUGCCACAGCCAGAAAAGUGGACGUUUCGGGAUGUUUUUUUCCUCCUGGCCAGAGAUAGCGGGACUGCGGUGAAAGAGGGACGGACGUUUGGUCACCAAGGAAGAGAUACUGGAGAUACCUAGUCAUGCAAUGGCUUUUGAAGACAUACCAAAAAAGGAUUGGUAUAGUGUCUUGGAUGCAGGACCCUCAGACAGUUUAACAGAAUUGAAAAGGAAAUAUCAAAGGCUAAUAUUGUUGUAUCAUCCAGACAAACAGAGCACAGAUGUGCCAGCAGGAGAAGCGGAGGCGCGCACACAGAGGUUCAUCGAAAUUGAUCGAGCAUGGAAAAUUCUAGGAAAUGAAGAGACAAAAAAAGAGUAUGACCUGCAGCGGCAUGAGUAUGAAUUAGAACAAGAAUGGCCAGUGGAUACUCAGGUUUCACUUGAAGAUAUGACCUGGAAUCACAAUGAUUACUGUUAUUCUUUCAUAUGCCGAUGUGGUGGAAAAUACAUUGUUUCCAAAAAUGAAGUUGAAGAUGUUUCGCUAGUAAACUGUGACACAUGUUCACUACUUAUAGAAAUUAUCUGAGGUGCCAUCCAGGAAAUACACCAUGCAGCUGGAUAGUCUGAAAAGUUUAAUAUGCUAAUAUAGAAAGCGGUAAAAAACUGUACAAUAAAUCUUACGUUUAAAACGAA